UCGCCUCUCACUUCAGCUACAUUUCACAAGAUGCUUCCAAGAUUCCAGUCGAAUCUUAUACAAGGCAAUUCUCUUUCUUGGAGUUUGUGUCUCAUAAGAACAGUGAUUCCCCGGCCAAUCACCGCCAUUCGAUACUUCAAUGUUGGUAACCAAUCAGGCAUCCAUUGGUGGGGAUCAGGCACCCACAUAUUUGACUUUGUAUUAAUAGGAGCAGCCAUGUUUCUUUCUUAUGUUACUCCUUUACUCCAAUAUAUAUCAUCAUUCCUAACUGCUGUACGUCCUUGUUGGUUUUCUCUCAUUGAUGUCGGCCUCCGCUGGAGCAAUGCUUUCCAUACACAUAGCACUUGAGCGCUAUUGUGGACGCUAUGGGUCUUGAAUCCAUGAACAGCCGGUUGGUUGACGAUAUUGUUUCCAGUGUAUGUAUGACUCGAUCGCUCGGCGCGCGGUGACUGACUACAACUCAGGAUCUGGAAAUUGUUGUCUUCGAGAUGAUCGACGGAGAGCUUCGCGCUGCAAUACUUCGUAGGAGUCGUUAUGAUGCGGAGAAUAACCCGACCGUGACGGGCAAUGCCAAUAUCCUUGUGGUAUUCUUUGUAUGGGAACAGCUGAUGUCUGUUCGUCCGCGCUUCAUUCAUCGAUGCAAUUUUCAAUCAGAUAUCGCCAGGUUCGUUGCCAACUCACCGCAAUCUUUUGCACCUUCCGGCACUCCAUGAGUAGCGGCAUAUACCCUUGCAGUAUCUGACCAAGAUAAUAUCCUCAGUCAUGUAUUGGUCAUUCAAGAUACAUCGUUGAGCGCCUUCCUGGGGAACUGGACGUCUUGCUCUGGAACUAUCGCACACGUCAUCGCGUCCGCUCCCCAAGAAGGCGCUCUUACAAGUCAACAAUACCAAAGUCGCGUUCGCGCCUUCGCCCAAGUCCGCGUCCACGCGUCACGACCACACCAGGUCGCGUUCUAAUCGCGCGUUGUUUUGUUAUUGUUUUGCGUGUCAAUUGCACGUCCCAUUGACUUACUCGGCACACGAGGGUUUGGCCUCCAUUUGACAACUUCGCCUCACUUGCCUGGAUAAGUGUGUGAAUUUUGCUGCGGUAUAUUUCACGCAAUUGGUGUCUCCUUUGCGGAGAUCAAUUCCAUGACGGCGACAAUGUGGUCCUACGAUGAGACUGGCAUUGCCCACUUCACGGGCCCAGAUAUUGAUGAUGGAGAUGUCAUCAUGGAGGACUCUACAGAUCCCUCGCCGGAUAUCGACUGGUUGGCGCAACUAAACGCAUUUGCCUCGUCGCCUACGACAGAGCAGGAUAUCAUUCAGACGCAUUCAAGCACCGAAACCCAAUUCAUGAUUGACUCGGAGACUGAUUUCUUGGAAUCGCCCUGUGGAAGAUUCAGUGAUCCUAUACCACCCAUCUUCUCGGUCACGACGAAAAACCGGGGCAAACCAAUCCAGCGCCGCAAGUCUGUUGUUCAGCCCAACCUUCCAGUGAGACGAAAACUAGACUACCAAUCGACGAUUAGAACACCAUCAACUGGAAUUUUGUCCGAGAAUUCUUUGUCCCUCAAUAAAUUGAAGCUAAUCGAAUACUCGCCGCCUCAUCAAUGGAGCGACUCCCAACGAUCGUUUCUGUCUGCUUUGUAUCAUCUAUUUGAGCCGGACUAUCCACUGUACACAAAACUCUUCAACAGCUUUCACGGCUUGAGCUUGUCAGUGAAUAAGAUAAGAUCUCAAGUGUCCCACCUGAAUGUUUUCUACACGGCCUUCAGCAGGAUCCAUGGAGAUAUUCAAGCUCAAGUGGACAUGUGGACUUCAAUUACCACACUCUGCCGGAAAGAAAACGUACAGCUAGUGCCUCGUAUCACUGCCCUCACUGUAGGUGUCAACAAAAGAACAGCCCAAAGAACUCAAAGACGACUGAAAACACUCGUACGCCAAGCCUCGGACAAGAACACAAACGACCUGACAACGAGCGUCGAUCCACAAGUCCAGACUCGAAAUUUUGCCGUCUAUGUCGACGAGGAUCUCGAACAAGUUGUCGACAUAGAAUCCACGGAUCCGCACGGACAAUUCGGAUACUCGAAGUCCCAUAGCUCUCCAUUCUCUGUCGGAUUUGGUACGCUCACAUCCGAACACUCUUCUCUCUCUCCUGCAUCUCUCUCUACGGGAACUAUGGGGCUUGUCCCUGGUUCUAGUAUCGCUUUCAGGGUAUGGGAUAACAACUCGGCAACAUCAUACUCAUCAACACGAGGUUUUACCGCUGCUCUCUUUUCUAGUGACUGGACCCAGGCUAUGGCCUCCCCGGAUCUAAGUAUCAACGAUCAAAUGUCUCUACAAGCAAAAUCGAAUAUGAGCGCUAUUCAACUCUGGGCGCGGUCACAUUUGUCAAUGACCUCAAGGAUCCCCUCUCCAUUUAUUUCAUGUUGCACAAGCCUUGUACAAGUUUUCAAAUACGCGUCGACCAUGGACAAUCCAAUGCUCGCAGUUAUUGAUCUAAGCAAGAUUAAACAAUGCAACGUAGUAGCUGCGAAGACGGUGCUCGAAAAUCUAAAAGCCCAAAACCAGGCGACAUGGGCUAGAUACAAGGCUAUCUACGAGAAGAUGUGCUACGGAAACAUUCCUGCUGAGGCUUUAAUAUCUGUCACACCAUACCUCAGUCUGAUCAAAUCUUUACCGGGGAUUGACUGGACAGUAUUCGACGGUCGGCCGACUGGACGAGUAGUAAAAGCGCUCUCCACUCACAAGGUUACAAUCGAAAAAAUAGCCCACGAGUUAGGUUAUUUCACGAGGGUGUUACUUGGAGGCCUCGAGCAUAUUGGGGUUAUUCCAUCUGUCGUCAGGAACGUUAUUGAAGGAUUUGGUAUUAUUGCUUCGCGCUCGGAGGAGGACCGCAACUGGGCAUCCACACAGUUCACCCGAGCAUUUUUGAAUGGCGAUUACCAAUAUCAUGCACAGGUGGCAGAAGCAUUUUUGCACGGUGUAGAGCUGGCAGAAAAAUGCUGGAAGCCGACCCCACGAAAGCGAGCGAAUAAUACAAAUGAUGGGGCUGCUUUGGGUUAA
Messenger RNA from Periconia digitata, 3047 nucleotides. The record is from the annotation of a GenBank genome assembly. NCBI's taxonomy places the organism in Eukaryota, Fungi, Ascomycota, Dothideomycetes, Pleosporales, Periconiaceae.